UCUACAUCCUGUCCUCCUGGGAAUGGUUACAGAGAGCUCUGCAGAAGAAUGGCUAGGGCUAGGUGAUCUUGAGGAUCUCUCUCAGCUCUGACAUUCAUUGACUUUUAGUUCCCUUCCCCCAAAUCUUCUGACUCCAUUUACUUUUCCUCUUUCUCAGGGUGGAUCAUGGCAGUGAUAACAACAGUCUUGGCCUUGGUUCUGGCCCUCCUCUCAGGGUCAACAGCGUCUCAGGGGCACAAAGGUUUCUGGAAAUACUUCAUCAAGAGUGGUCAGGAGAAGGGCCAGAUACAACAGAUGGAACAGCAGAAGCUCAGCAAGGAGUUUCCGAACCUGAAAGCCAACAUUGAACAAGACCUCAGUAAUAUGGACAGUUUCUUGGAGAAGCUAGGGCCCUUGGCAGGUCAAAAAGACUCUCUGCCUUUUCUGGAUUCAAAAGAGCUGCAGGACCAACUGCACAAGGAGCUGGAAGAGGUGAGGAGCAGGCUGGCCCCUUAUACCCAGGAGGUCCAUCAGCGUGUGGGUUGGAAUCUAGAAGGGUUAAGAAGACAACUCAAACCCUAUACGGUGGAGCUGAUGGAACAAUUAGCUGUAGGUGUCCAGCAGCUGCAAGAACAGCUAAGGAUGGUUGGGGAGGAUACCAAGAACCAAUUGCUAGGGGGUAUGAACGAGGCCCGGGACCUGUUUCAGGAAUUUCAGGAACAAGUGGCUCAUCAUACGGGGCGGGUAAAAGAACUGUUCCACCCCUAUGCUGAGAAGCUGGUAACAGGAAUUGGACAGCAUGUUCGGGAACUGCACCGCAAUGUGGCCCCACAUGCUGCUACUAGCCCAGUUCGCCUCAGCCGUUAUAUCCAGGAUCUGUCAAAUAAACUGACCCUUAAAGCCCAGGCCCUGCACACCCAUAUCCAGCACAAUCUGGACCAGCUACGAGAUGAACUCAGUGCUUAUGCUGGGGCCAGGGAGGACAAGGAUAUGGUAGGGUCAGGGGAAAAUUCUGGGCUGGACUCCGAGGUGCUGACAAAGGAGAUACAACUGAGGCUGGAGGCCUUUCGUCUGGAUACCUUCCAGGAGAUUGCUGAUUUCACUAGAGCCAUUGCCCGUGAAACAGAGGAACUGCAACAGCAGCUGGCUCCACCUCCCAACGCCUUCUCUCCAGAGCUGCUUGGGGGGAAUAGGGACAGGAAGGUGCUGGGAGACCUAAGAUCUCGCCUAGAUGCUCUUUGGGAAGACAUUCACUAUAAUCUCCAAGAUCAGGGGCCUGGUCUGUCUGGUGCUCCCUGAAGACCUUUCUCAGGCCCCAAGACCAAAAUUGGCUGACUCUAAGCAAGACUCGGACGUAUCCCAAUGGCUGAGGCCAUGGCCUCAGCCUAGCAGGUUAUCCUCAGCUGUGAGACCAACAUCCUUUCAUCAGUUCUCUUGUCCAGAUAUAUUUUAAUUGCCAGGCUUUGAAAAUCCAUGUUUUCCAUCUUCCUGCUCAUGAAUCAAGAAUGAUGUCUCAGCCAAGGGACCAGAGUCACAAAGGCCACUUUGAAAAUUUCUGCCUAGCUGCAAGCCAACUUGCUAAGUCCCUAGUUAAGUGGGAUUGUCUUGGAUCAGGGUGCUUGCUUCUAGCCAGCCAGCUUCUAGCCACUACUAGUCCAUGGGGCUGAUUUGAUGUCUUUUUUUUUUUUUUUAAAUCCUUACUUUCCAUCUU
This is a messenger RNA of Gracilinanus agilis (Agile Gracile Mouse Opossum), 1690 nucleotides long. It is a transcript of the gene APOA5, whose product is annotated as apolipoprotein A5. Bases 166 to 1278 code for a protein of 370 amino acids. Gene Ontology annotation, cellular component: blood microparticle; extracellular region; high-density lipoprotein particle. Lineage: Eukaryota; Metazoa; Chordata; Mammalia; Didelphimorphia; Didelphidae. The transcript is spliced from 3 exons. Gene Ontology annotation, biological process: high-density lipoprotein particle assembly; positive regulation of lipid biosynthetic process; very-low-density lipoprotein particle remodeling. Gene Ontology annotation, molecular function: cholesterol binding; phospholipid binding; phosphatidylcholine-sterol O-acyltransferase activator activity. The record is from RefSeq and is a predicted model, not a curated record.